Caenorhabditis briggsae is the source of this 210-nucleotide messenger RNA. Lineage: Eukaryota; Metazoa; Nematoda; Chromadorea; Rhabditida; Rhabditidae. The transcript is spliced from 2 exons. The record is from RefSeq and is a predicted model, not a curated record. The coding region runs from base 1 to 210 and encodes 69 amino acids.
AUGUUUGUAACUACUACCGCUAUUAUUCCAGACGUUCUUGCUCCAGACGCAGCGUUCUUCUUCCAUUCCUCAUUCACGUCAGUAUUUUUUGAUGCUAUUAUUAUAUUUUUGUCAAGCCUAUGGUGUUCAUCCAUGCUUUUUUAUUAUGCUCUUCUCAUUUUCUUUUCUCCCAUCCUAUACGAAAUGGGUAUAAGUUAUUCUGGAACUUGA